This is a messenger RNA of Truncatella angustata, 3600 nucleotides long. Its product is annotated as NRDE-2, necessary for RNA interference-domain-containing protein. Gene Ontology annotation, molecular function: protein binding. NCBI's taxonomy places the organism in Eukaryota, Fungi, Ascomycota, Sordariomycetes, Amphisphaeriales, Sporocadaceae. The coding region runs from base 108 to 3305 and encodes 1065 amino acids. Gene Ontology annotation, biological process: regulatory ncRNA-mediated post-transcriptional gene silencing; negative regulation of RNA catabolic process. The record is from RefSeq and is a predicted model, not a curated record. The transcript has 2 exons. Gene Ontology annotation, cellular component: catalytic step 2 spliceosome.
CAGUCUUAAGAAGUCACCGUCCGUCAAAUGUGACCAGCCGCAGUAAUCUACAAUGACUCGGUGACAGGAAUUAUUUUAUGUCGUGAUGACCGACGAGGAGUGAAGCUAUGUCAUCCAGAGGAGGAUCAAGUGUGCCAAAGUUCACUUCAUUCAAGAAGAACUCUGAACCCCUAAUCCCAACCCCAGCAAAGGAUGAAGAGCAGGAGAAAGACUGGCAAGAGGAUCGUCGCGUGAGACGAGAAGGAAAACCUCGCGAUACUGGAAGGCAUAAACGCUCGAAAGACCUUGGUCGGGCCUCAGACGGUCGCAGCACAGAGAGCGAAAGAGAACCAGAGUCCAAGUAUGAUGUCAUCCACCGCCCAGCGCCGCCUCAACCAGCCACCGAUGAGCUCUUCACUAUCGACAAACGCGGAGAUCCUCUGAUCAGGCGGUACGGUGCCAAUGACCGUUAUAAAGUUCCUGCCUACCGCAGAUUUGGCGCCGGUCGCCUUCUGGGAUCAAAGUCCUUCUUCAGAAUUGACCGUAGCGGAAACCGUGAAGUAUUCUUCCUUCGUGGUUAUGGUGAAAACGGCUCACAACUCAGUCGCGACCGCAAGACCGUGCUAGCCAAGGUCGGCCGAGCCAGGUCUGAGCUGGUGCGAGUCCGGCCGGACAAAGUACAGACAUUUACUGGGGCCGAGGAUUUCCUUCCGCUGAAACAAUUAAGAAAGCGAAAGCGCACUCAGUCAGGGUCAGAUGGGUCUGCGAGCAACGAAGGACCCUCAUACAGGUCCAUACAUGGCAUGAGCAAGAAACACGAAAACUCCGAUAGUGACGAGGCAUACGGCAGCGAUAUUUCUACGGAGUUCGAUCUAACAGAUACGAAUGACCCAAUCAAGUUGAAGAAUAUUCAGCUGACAGCCCGGGUCAAGGAGCAACCAGACGACAUUGAUGCUUGGGUUCAACUAGCAGAGCACCAAGAUAUCAUACGUGAUUUGAAUAGCCCUGAAGGGCGUGCUGCCACCCAAGCAGAAAUCAAAAGCUACGCGGACAUCAAGCAUUCUAUGCUUGAAAAGGCGUUGAAACAUUCGAAAACGCCUGAGCAGGCUGCAAAUUUGCGCCUGCGUAUGAUGCAGGAAGGGUCUAAAAUAUGGGACCUCAAGAUUGUCACACAACGAUGGGAAGAGCUCCUAGCCGACCAUGGUGCCAAUUUCGAGAUAUGGAAGGCAUAUAUGACUUUCAGACAAGUCAACCUAUCCACAUUUCGAUAUGACGAGACGAAGCAGCUAUAUACCGAAAAAAUACGAGCGACAGCAACAGAAAUGGCGGAGCAUUCAUCUGAGUCACGGAAGAUGUCCUUGUAUGACCAGCUUAUCGUAGUAUUCUCGAGAGCAACACACUUCAUCGCAGACUCAGGCUAUGCAGAGCUGGCUGUAGCAGCAUGGCAAGCUAUGCUCGAGCUUCACUUCUGUCGGCCGGUCGCAUUGGCCAAUGCCUCCCCUUCGUUGAGUUUGUCGGGUCUACAGACGUUCUGGGAAAGCGAAGUAGCGCGUAUUGGCGAUGAAAAUGCGAAAGGAUGGGGUAUAUUUGAAAGUACUGGAGGUCGCGAGGAUCCACCAGAACCCAAACUCUUUGAUUCCAGCAUUCCUUCUAGUACGAGAGACCCUUACAAAGCGUGGGCAGCUUUUGAGAGGCAUAGAUCUCAAGAUGCGAAGAUCCCAGCACGCACCAUGGAUGAUGGGACGGAAGACGACCCAUAUCGUGUCAUCAUGUAUUCCGACAUAGAAGACCUAUUGUUCUUCAUUCCAACUCCCUCUUUAUCGCUCGUACAGGAACAGCUAUUGGAUGCAUUCCUGCUUUUCUGCCAGCUCCCUCCCGUAUUUGGUUCUAGCGUCCCGAUAAGGACUCUACUUCAGGAUCAGGUUACUCAUGGUGGUAGCACUGGAUUUAUAGUGCAAGAAUACGAACCUGAGCUGCAAGACGAUGCUCCCGGAGGUAUCAAGCCACCUAUAUUCGAUCAUUAUUUCCGAACCAUGGCAAAAUCUCUGGACGUCAUGUUCUCUUAUCAAUGGUUCAGCUACAUGAAACCACUCCCUGGCACCAUUUCAUCUUGGCAAUACACUGUGGUAUCGAACGUGUUGAAGCACCUGACAUCGACUUUUCGUAAAACGGAGCUUGCAACAUACUAUCUUUGUUUCGAAAGUACAAAUAACACAGGAAGCAUCAAGAAAGCCGCCAAAACGCUUCUGAAAAAGGAGUCGAAUAAUGUAGAUCUCUACAUUGCGUUUGCCAGAUCAGAGUUCACCAAGGGAAGCCAAGACGUAGCUAUGAACGUGAUUCCAGCUGCUCUAGGCUUGAAAGACCUGACGAUGCAUGACCGAGUGCGGCUUUGUAGCACCUGGGCGUGGAUGGAGCUGGAGAACAAUGGUAUUCUUCAGGCGUCAAUGCGACUGUGCCAGGCCUCAGAGGAUGCAGCAGUCAACGAUACAAUAUCACCGCUUCAGGUUCUUAAGGUUCGGCAGCUGUUGACAAGGAACCGCGAUCAUUUCGUAUCCUCUAGAGAGCCAGACAUCGCUUUGAUCUACGCUGAGGCCUUGGCUCUCCUCGAAUACACCACAGGGAAUAGCGGUAAAGAACCAAAGUCUGGAAAUCAAGGUGAUAUAUGGUCUGUUAUAGCAAGCGUCACGUUGUGUUCGGAAAGCUUCAUCUCCCGUGGAUUCUCGCGGCACUUGGCACAUGAAAAGUUGUUGCAGUCCUCCGCACAUCUUCUUUACUAUCAUGCUAGCCACGGUUCGUACAGACCAGCAUUCUUCCGCCAAACCAUAGCGAGCUACAUUCGACUUUUCCCAAGGAACACGGUCUUUUUAAGAUUAUAUGCCUGGCGAGAGGAGCGCCUCAGCAUAGAGGAUAGAGUACGUGCGAUUCUGGACGAAACCGUACUAACAUCUACAGACGACUGUGUCAGCAGCCGAGUCUUCGCCAUAGAGCACGAGAUGGUCAGGGGAAACCCUCAUUCCACUCAUGCAGCCUUUGAGCGAGCAGUAGAAAGCGAUGUCUGCAAGCAUCACAUCGGGAUAUGGAUAUCGUACAUACGGUAUUGUCACCAAAAGAAGGAGCUGCGGCCGAGAGCUAAGGAUGUGUUCUAUCGUGCAAUUCAGAGAUGUCCGUGGUCAAAGGAAGUAUUUAUGGAAGCAUUUUUCACACUGAUAAGGGAGAUGGACUCCUUGGAGCUAAAAUCAGUCUAUCAUACUUUCUGCGAUAAAGGCUUGAGGGUACACGUUGAGCUCGAUGAAUUUGUUCAGCAAUGGAAGCUGGUUCAGAGAUGAUAGGCAAGUCAACAAUGGUCUCGACUGUCAUUACCGUCUUGCCCCCAGAAUUCUAGGAUGAUGCAUAUUCGUGGGAUUUUCAAUAAACGCCGAUAAUGAUCGUUGUCCGUGAUGAUCUCCGGUCUGCUCAUAUCGUGCCGUCGAACCAUUGUUCAUAGCCAGCUGUUAACUCCGAUGUCUGGGAAGGUUCCAACGGUGAGGCAAUUUUGAAGGUCAUAUCGUAUACAUUUUAUCAUGAUGUCAUUCGAGCAAUGCCCACCUGGGGACCCGCAUACAAACAGUUCUGCUUCCCACG